Molecule: messenger RNA, 1858 nt
Organism: Momordica charantia (bitter melon)
Lineage: Eukaryota; Viridiplantae; Streptophyta; Magnoliopsida; Cucurbitales; Cucurbitaceae
Product: putative magnesium transporter NIPA6
Biological process (GO): magnesium ion transport
Cellular component (GO): membrane
Molecular function (GO): magnesium ion transmembrane transporter activity
Source: RefSeq, a predicted model, not a curated record
AAAAAAUUAAAAAAAAAAAAAAAACUUCCGACAAGACGAAGAAGCCAGUGCGCUGCUUCGGCAACAUUUUCAGAUCUCUCGAUCUUCUUUCUCGUCGGAGUUUUCUUUUUUUUUUUUUAAUUUUAUUUUUUUUCCUUCCGGCGCUCCCCUGGCCUUCUUCGCAUUGCCUUUCUUCCAAUUCUCGUAACUCGAGAUCUUUUUUCGGCGGCAAAUUUGGUGGCCCCAUCACUCUUAAUCUGCAUUGGGGAGCAGGUUUUUGAUUGGGUGCUGUUUUUGUUUUCUUCUGCGGUUGUUUGAAUUUCGGAACGCGACUUGAUUCGGGCGGGAAUUCGAGGGAACUUUUUGAUUUUAUUUGAUUGAGGCUGAGAGAAAUCUAUAUCGCCUUUGUGCGCGGCUUCUGCAUUUCUUUGAGAGAGAGAGAAUGAGGAUUUCGGAAAAUACGAAGGGUCUGGUGUUGGCAAUGGCGUCGAGUGCAUUUAUUGGAUCGAGCUUUAUCUUGAAGAAGAAAGGGCUUAAGCGUGCCGGUGCAACAGGGGCGAGAGCAGGUGUUGGCGGUUAUACGUACCUGUUAGAACCACUUUGGUGGGCUGGCAUGGUUACAAUGAUUAUUGGUGAGAUUGCAAAUUUUGUUGCAUACAUUUAUGCCCCAGCAGUUCUAGUCACACCCCUCGGCGCACUGAGUAUUAUUAUCAGUGCUGUUUUGGCUCACUUCUUGUUGAAGGAGAGGCUACAGAAAAUGGGUGUUGUAGGGUGUUUAUCCUGUAUUGUAGGAUCAGUUAUAAUAGUUAUCCACGCACCUCAGGAACGUACUCCUGAUUCCGUUCAAGAAAUUUGGGAUUUAGCAACCCAACCAGCUUUUCUAGUCUAUGUUGCUGCUACAAUUUCGUUAGUAUUGGCUCUUAUGUUGUAUUUCGAACCUCGCUACGGGCAUGUAAACAUACUAGUCUACUUGGGAAUCUGUUCUUUGAUGGGCUCAUUGACGGUUAUGAGUAUUAAAGCUAUUGGAAUUGCGAUAAGGCUUACACUUGAAGGGGUAAGCCAGGUAGCUUACCCUCAGACUUGGCUUUUUCUCACAGUUGCAGUAGUUUGCGUCGUCACACAAUUAAAUUACUUGAAUAAGGCAUUGGAUACAUUUAAUGCAGCACUCGUAUCUCCAGUAUAUUAUGCUAUGUUCACGACAUUGACUAUUGUUGCUAGUGCUAUCAUGUUUAAGGACUGGUUGGGCCAGGACGCGAGCACAAUAGUAUCUGAAUUAUGUGGAUUCAUAACUGUCCUCUCUGGAACUAUUAUACUUCAUUCAACCAGAGAACAGCCGCCAGUGUCCACACAAGGAUCUGUGGCAUGGUAUAUUGGGGAUUCAAUGAAAGGUAUUGAAGAACAUUUGAUCACCAUAAGCAAUUCACAUUACACUGAAGAAUGAAACUGGUUCUGUUCUGAUUGUAAUUUGGAAGGCAGUGGUCUUGAUGCAAAAACCGAAAUAUAUACUCGUACUCGAAGGAUGAGUACGAUGCCCAAUUUUUCAUGUCGGGACAACGUAUUGACAUAUCGGUCAUGGUCUUGUCAAGACUCAAGACCUACCAUCCUCUCAGUCUCGGCUGCUGCAGCAAAAGGUUUAGCGUUGAAACCCGAGCUGCUCGACGAUCCAAUUAGGAUAUUUACAGUUAGAAUGGUGGGGGGAGGCUCAAUGAUUCAUGCUGGUUCCAGCAUGAAUGAUACAGCAUGUGCCAUAUGUAAAUGCAUUGGUUAACAUUCAUUCAUUUGAUCUGUAAUUUCUAUUUUUGUAAAAGAAAUCUCAGGACCUUUCCCCCUUCAUGGAAGAUCCAUCUAUCUAAAGUUUGAAUCUGUUAUUUUUAUAUCA